Molecule: messenger RNA, 2185 nt
Organism: Cygnus atratus (black swan)
Lineage: Eukaryota; Metazoa; Chordata; Aves; Anseriformes; Anatidae
Gene: SLC16A14
Product: solute carrier family 16 member 14
Exons: 7
Coding region: 496-2013 (505 amino acids)
Biological process (GO): monocarboxylic acid transport; transmembrane transport
Molecular function (GO): monocarboxylic acid transmembrane transporter activity
Source: RefSeq, a predicted model, not a curated record
GAAAGAGCGUGGAGAUUUGAAAUCGCGGGGAAUGGAAGCCAGACGGAGCAGAAGGCGAGCCGCCGGGGGAGCAGGAGCCCCGAGCCCGGCCCCGGGCUACAGCAGCAAAUAAACACCGCGGCGAGGCCGAGCGCAGCCGGGCGCAGUUUCUCUAGGAUUUCACAAUUGCUAAGAGCCUCUUGGGCUUCUCUGCUUUCCAUGAUACUGUGUUCUUGGCAGCGCUGUGGUGUGGGAAGAAGACUGAGGGCAGGAAAACAUACAUCUCAAAACUAGUUUCCUCCUAAAAAAUACAGUAAUUCAAUCCACCUGCCUCUUCAAGAUUUCCUUUUUUGAGUCCAAGCUUUAUUCACUAGAACACAAAGACACAUAAUCUUACUGGGACAGCAGAAGGUGAUACAGAGAAGGAAUAUACAGAGAGAGACCAGUCUUUUUCUGUGACCAGUCAACCCAUGAAGAGUGAGUGCUCUCAGCCACAUACAAAAUACUGUGGAGAAAAUGUAUGCUAGUCGAGAGGAUAUUGGAUACGAUUUUGGAGAUGACUCAAAAGCUGGAAGUAAGCCAAUUAAGCCUAAUCCAAACAUCGAUGGAGGAUGGGCUUGGAUGAUUGUACUUUCCUCUUUCCUUGUGCACAUACUUAUUAUGGGGUCCCAAAUGGCCCUUGGAAUACUCAACAUGGAAUGGCUUGAAGAGUUUAAUCAAAGCCGUGGCUUAACAGCAUGGGUUAGCUCCCUUAGCAUGGGCAUUACACUUAUUGUAGGGCCUUUCAUUGGUUUAUUCAUUACCAUGUGUGGGUGCCGCAAGACAGCAAUAAUUGGAGGGAUAUUGAAUGCCCUAGGCUGGAUAUUGAGUGCCUAUGCCUCAAAUGUGCACUUCCUCUUCCUUACAUUCGGAGUGACAGCCGGUGUUGGUAGUGGCAUGGUUUAUCUGCCUGCGGUGGUCAUGGUAGGACAGUAUUUUCAGAAGAGAAGAGCACUUGCACAAGGACUGAGUACCACAGGAACAGGGUUUGGAGCUUUUUUAAUGACAGCCUUACUGAAGUAUCUCUGCAGGGAAUUUGGGUGGAGGAAUGCCAUGUUCAUUCAAGGUGCGAUCUCCCUCAACCUUUGUGUCUGUGGGGCACUUAUGAGACCACUAUCCCACAAAGAUGUUAAUGAAAAAUGUGUUGUGAGAAGUAAUAGCGAAAAUAAUCAGGCAAAAGCUCUAUCCCAUUCUGCAGAGACUUUAAAAUCUAAUGGAGUCCUCAGUGAAGAAACAGACAAAAAAGAAGAGGCAACAAAUGAAGAAGUGCUUGACAGUGUUAAGCACAUAGAAACUGAAGGUAAAUCUAGAAGUGGAAAGAGUAUGUAUGGACUGCUCAUUCUUAAGACAGCGAGCCAGCUGACGAUUACGGUCAGGAAGGGCUUUGGAAUCUGGUACUCCAGUUAUUUUGGAGCUGCAUCAUUGUUUACCAACAGAGUAUUUGUGGCCUUUAUAAUUUGGGCUUUGUUUGCCUAUAGCAGCUUUGUCAUUCCCUUUAUUCAUCUUCCAGAGAUAGUCAAGCAGUACAGUUUAUCUAGUCAGAACAAUAUAUUUCCAUUGACAUCCAUUAUUGCCAUUGUGCAUAUUUUUGGUAAAGUGAUCCUUGGAAUCAUCUCUGAUCUCCCUUGCAUCAGCACUUGGAAUGUCUUCCUCAUGGCUAACAUCACCCUGGUCACUUGCAUUCUUACUUUGCCACUAAUGCAAACAUACAUUAGUCUGGCUGUGAUUUGUGCUCUAAUAGGAUUUUCUAGUGGCUAUUUUUCCCUAAUGCCUGUUGUGACUGAAGAUUUAGUUGGAACUAAACACCUUGCAAAUGCCUAUGGCAUCAUCAUCUGUGCCAAUGGAAUAUCUGCAUUGCUUGGACCACCCUUUGCAGGUUGGAUCUAUGACAUCACACAUAAAUAUGAUUUUUCUUUUUACAUAUGUGGCUUGCUGUACCUGGUGGGAAUAUUAUUUUUAUUUAUUCAACCUUAUAUUGGAAAGAAACAACCAUGAGAAAAGUCUACUGAAGAGGAACAAGUAUAGAACAAAUUUCAGACUUUUUUAUAUAAUUUAUUUCUUUCCGCGUUUCUAUUGUAUGGCAGUAUAAAGCUGAAACCAACCACACUGAAUUGUACUUAAGUGAAAAGCAAAUGUGCUCCAAAAUGCUAAUAAAUUAUUAGAAAUA